UUUUAACCAAUCGGCAGAAAAUAUCGGGCCAAAUGAAUCUGUUACUCUCUCAGGAAAAGGCGAAAACAAAUCAAAAAUAUUUUGCUUUCAAUCCAAAAAGACUGCUCUCCUUCCUUUCUAAUCCUUUUGCAAGAAUCCAUCCCCUCCUGAUUAAUUAACUUUGUCCGAAUGCGUUUAAUUUCAUAAUUACUUCAGAUAAGAAAUAAAUUUCCAAUUCCAAACCUCCAACGUUAGAAUUCGAGCUGUUUUCUUUUCUUUUGUUUUUUAUUAAUGGCUGCGAGUGCGAAUCCCACGGGGAAUAAUCAGGAAGGUUCCUCGAACCGGAAGGUAACGGCUUCUCCUCCACCAGCCAAUGGCGUUUCCGUCAAUUCGAAUAGCAGCGGGGCCCAUACGUCCGCCGCCGCCGCUGUCUCGACUGAUACGCAGUCCGCGUUGAGGCACAACCCUGGCAUCUCCGUCGACUGGACUCCCGAUGAACAAUCGAUUCUCGACGAUUUGCUCGCCAAGUAUGCCUCUGAUUCAACAAUAGUUCGCUAUGCUAAGAUCGCAAAGCAGUUGAAGGACAAAACAGUUAGGGACGUUGCACUGCGUUGUAGAUGGAUGACUAAAAAGGAAAAUGGCAAACGGAGGAAAGAGGAUCAUAAUUCAGCAAGGAAAAAUAAAGAGAGAAGGGAAAAGGGUACAGACUCUUUGGCAAAGUCUACAUCUCAUUUAACCAGGCCUAAUGGUCCUUCAUAUGCUCCACCAAUUAUCCCUAUGGACAAUGAUGAUGGCAUCCCAUACAAAGCCAUUGGUGGUGUGACGGGAGAGCUGCUUGAACAAAAUGCUCAAAUGUUUAAUCAGAUUUCUGCAAAUUUUGCAGCUUUCCAGAUACAUGAUAAUGUAAAUCUCCUAUGUAAAGCCUGGGACAACAUCCUCACAAUCUUGAAUGACAUGAAUGACCUGCCAGAGGUAAUGAAACAAAUGCCUCCACUUCCAGUCAAGGUAAAUGAAGAACUGGCCAACAACAUCCUUCCUCGAUCAUCCCAUCAGAUAAAAUCAUGAUUCAAGGCUUACUGAUGAUACUUCU
This is a messenger RNA of Durio zibethinus, 1069 nucleotides long. RefSeq lists its product as uncharacterized. The record is from RefSeq and is a predicted model, not a curated record. NCBI's taxonomy places the organism in Eukaryota, Viridiplantae, Streptophyta, Magnoliopsida, Malvales, Malvaceae.